AUGUGUGUGUGUGUGUGUGUGUGGUGCCUGGUGGCCCUACUGCUUUGCUGUGUGGGUGUGGCUCAUGCUGCUGAUCCACAACACACCGCUAGAAUGGUGAAGAGGGCGGAUGAGAUGGCUAAGGAGACUAUGAAACUGAAAGAGGAGUGCGAGAAUGUCGCCACGACUGCUGAAGGGGCCGCCCGAAAUGCCACAGUGUUUGCCAUGCGCAGUAUAUAUUAUCUCGACCAAAUUGCUGCUAACACAACAGAGGUGGGGAUGGAGACGAAGAAGGGUAGUGAACUCAUUGAUAGUGCAACGGAGGCCGCAGCCGAAGAAGAGGAAGCGUCUGGCACAACUAUAACGCAAUCAGAAGAGACUAUUGUUACAGACGCAACUGCUGUUGAAGAAGCAGAAAAGGUUUUAAACAACAUGGCCGACGGUAUGUGUGGAGGCUGCAUUGGCUGGUAUGGACACAACGAAUAUGAGAGCAAUUGCGAUAGAAGCUGUCAACGACUCGGACCUGUCACGCAGAGCGGCAAUUGCAGCUUACGUUGCUGA
Molecule: messenger RNA, 540 nt
Organism: Trypanosoma theileri
Lineage: Eukaryota; Euglenozoa; Kinetoplastea; Trypanosomatida; Trypanosomatidae
Exons: 1
Coding region: 1-540 (179 amino acids)
Source: RefSeq, a predicted model, not a curated record